CACAUAAACAAGUUAAUUUCAACAGGAUAAAGUGGGCGGUACACAUAGCAUACCCCUUAACGUGCGUUACCUAAGGUCACUCUAUAGAGUGUACUGUACAGUACAAGUGACACGUACUCAGCGGUACCGCAUGGCUUGUUGUCUAUUGCUUUCUUUCAUGAUAUCCAUUCCUGUUGCAAACGCUGCUGCAACUGUUUCGGACAGCAUACCAGACCUCAUCGACUCAUUGCAGUUCCGCAACUUCGACGUCGUGCGACGCGACCAGAACUUCACGAUCUCGACCAUUUCGUCGAUCUACAACGAAGGCUACACGUACAUGGGUCAAGGCAGUUCGUCGUUUCACAUCAACGGUCUGCCCUACUUGUUUGAAGUGAAAACGUCCGACGUCAAACCGAAUGCGAGCACAAUCGAGGUCAACACCGACUUUCCUGGCAACGAUUACUUGCACGUUCCGACAUUGUCGAGCAUGGAAAACUACAGACAGUGCGAAGCUCGCUGCGACGGAGACGAAAAGUGUUUGGCUUGGGUGUUCGACCCGAAGAGCGGAUGCUAUCUCAAGUCUGCGGUACCGCCGAGAACAGUAUGCUUCACUAAAUGUCAGCUUAUCGAGCGUUACGUUAAAACAACACACGCCAAGACUCACCAUCCAUACACUCUGGAUGUCCUCGGCGUUUUCUUUAUCGACAAGAAGUCGACAUUCACCGACAUCUGCAACAGGCAGCUCUUAUGGCAUGGCUCUAGGCUGACCGAUUGGGUUGGCAUUCUGAGUGAAGGUCUCAAGAUUGCACCCCCAGAAGCACCAGUCACAGGCUACAUGUUUGGAAAAGGUGUCUAUUUUGCUGAUAUCUGUUCAAAGAGUGCGAACUAUUGUUUUGCUACUCGCUCGAAAAACGUUGGUCUUCUUCUACUUUGUGAUGUAUCGUUGGGGACAAGGAAUGAUUUGUUAGCUGCAGAUUAUGAUGCAGAUCAGCUGCUGCGUGGAAAGCAGAGUGUAAUGGGGAAAGGAAGGAUUGCACCUGAUCCAGGGAAUAUACACACAAUGUCUGAUGGUUGUGUCGUUCCUCUCGGUCCAACUUGUGAUACCAAAGUACAUAACCCACACGGCUACACACUCGACUGCAACGAGUACGUGAUAUAUGAUGUGAAGCAGAUCAAGAUGCGUUAUCUGGUGAAACUGAGAUUCAAUUUCAAACAGCUAUCAGCAGUUCCAUACAAAACAACUAAACUUUUGUCUUUACUGUAUCUUCUAUAUACACUAUUUGUACAAUGA
Molecule: messenger RNA, 1270 nt
Organism: Corticium candelabrum
Lineage: Eukaryota; Metazoa; Porifera; Homoscleromorpha; Homosclerophorida; Plakinidae
Product: poly [ADP-ribose] polymerase 2-like
Exons: 9
Coding region: 131-1270 (379 amino acids)
Biological process (GO): proteolysis; double-strand break repair; protein poly-ADP-ribosylation
Cellular component (GO): extracellular region; nucleolus
Molecular function (GO): protein binding; NAD+-protein mono-ADP-ribosyltransferase activity; NAD+ poly-ADP-ribosyltransferase activity
Source: RefSeq, a predicted model, not a curated record